AUGUUUAUUGUCUCCGCACUUUUAAACGCAAUUAAGGGAACUUUACUUCAUUCUAGGAAGCCAAUUCUCUACACUAUAACUACUUGGGUUUAUGUGGUUGUAGUGUUUCCAUUAGCGGUGGCUGCGUACCUCUAUUUCUACCAAAUACUAAUACCCAAUUCUCCACAAGAGGUGGUUUUAAUUAAUGAAAUAUCCUCCAUUACUCAAUUGUCAACUAUCAAAAAGGAGGUGUUCUACGACUUACUGCUACGAUUAAAUCUUUGGUGUUUUGAUUCGGCUCAAUACUUGGCGCAUUAUUCCUUGCAAUCAGAAUCGGGUCCCCAGUUGCAGUCUUCAGUUUUAGUCAAUUGUGAUUGGAAGAAUGUCUACAAGCAUAACAAUCCUUACAUUCCUUAUGCCUUACGGUGGCUAGUGUUCCCCAAAUGGAUCAAUUGGGAUAAAACUUAUUCUCUCUUAGUACCCGUGGCACGGGGUGUUAGAGGAUCUUUCCUUAAGCAGACGGCACUCGAGCUUAUAAUAGACGAAUCGGUGAAGGAGUCAUAUAGUACCUCGUCAUACUUGAUGUUAGAUGUGGCUUGGAGAGGAAUGCGUUAUUAUAUGUACCAUUACUACUUUCUGAGUUUAAUAAUAGGAUCAGUAGUGUUUUAUGCUGUUUGUACGCUAGUCAUGCUUGUCUCCAGUUUCAUCAUGAACGUCAUUGCCACACUGCAAAGAGACUCUAAAAAGGUUAACUAA
This is a messenger RNA of Lizanozyma spartinae, 735 nucleotides long. RefSeq lists its product as uncharacterized. The transcript has a single exon. Gene Ontology annotation, biological process: lipid storage. The coding region runs from base 1 to 735 and encodes 244 amino acids. The record is from RefSeq and is a predicted model, not a curated record. Lineage: Eukaryota; Fungi; Ascomycota; Pichiomycetes; Serinales; Debaryomycetaceae.